AUGAGCCUAAGGGACGCCACUCCAGCUGUGAAGUGCAGAGCAUUCCAUUUAACCCUCAGCGGAGCGGCUGAGAUCUGGUAUAGUAGGCUACCAUCUGGGAGCAUCCGAAGCUGGCCCGAGUUCAAAACUACCUUCUUGAAGAGGUUUGCAGUGAUCAAGGAAGGAGAGGCCCCCAUUCAGCGUCUUCAAGACAUGAGACAGGCGCAUGGCGAGUCCUUGAAAAGCUUCCUAUCCCGCUUCACCGACGAGAUGACCUACUGUGUACAAGUCACCGACAGGGAAGCCCUAUCUGCAUUAAGAGGAGGAUUGAACAUGAACACCCUAUUCUAG
Messenger RNA from Olea europaea var. sylvestris, 330 nucleotides. RefSeq lists its product as uncharacterized. Bases 1 to 330 code for a protein of 109 amino acids. The transcript has a single exon. NCBI's taxonomy places the organism in Eukaryota, Viridiplantae, Streptophyta, Magnoliopsida, Lamiales, Oleaceae. The record is from RefSeq and is a predicted model, not a curated record.